This is a messenger RNA of Lycium ferocissimum, 750 nucleotides long. RefSeq lists its product as uncharacterized. The record is from RefSeq and is a predicted model, not a curated record. NCBI's taxonomy places the organism in Eukaryota, Viridiplantae, Streptophyta, Magnoliopsida, Solanales, Solanaceae. The transcript has 2 exons. Gene Ontology annotation, molecular function: zinc ion binding; nucleic acid binding. The coding region runs from base 1 to 750 and encodes 249 amino acids.
AUGGAUUUGAGCGGCCAUGUUAAUGGACUGGGGAUGGAGUUGUUGAAUCAGUCCAAUUAUAAGAUAUGGAAGACAUGUAUGGAGUCAUACCUUGUGGGAGAGAAUUUGUGGGAUGUUGUUAAUGGUAGCUACACAAGUCCUCCUAUUGACGGACCGAAAAAUAGCAGCGCAUACAAGAAGUGGAAGCAAAUUAAUGCAAAGGCGGAGUUCAUCCUGAAGAGGUCCAUCUCUCACAACUUGGUUGAUCAUAUUAUAAGGUGCAAAUUAGCUCAUGAAAUUUGGAGGACCUUUGAUCGUUUGUUCAAUAAGAAGGAUGAAGCGCGGCUAGAGAUCUUGGAGAAUGAUUUGGCUAACACCAUUCAAGGAUGGGCUCAACAACCAUCCUUGGAGGAGUUUGAGAAAUUGUUAUCAUCACAGGAGCUACUAGCCAAACAGAUGGCUAGUGUGUCUAUCAAAGAAGGGGAAGGAAAUGCUCUUGUUGCUAACAAGAGGAAUUUUAAAGAAAUACAAGAGCGAAGUGGCUCAAGAGAUAUGACACAUUCUCAAUUCCAUGAGGGUUCAAGCUCGUCAAGACAGAAGGAGGAUUCUUCUAAUCAUUAUGGUAAGAAGUAUAUUAAAUGUUACCGAUGUGGUAAAAUAGAACACAUAAAAAGAUAUUGCCAAAACAAAGAGAGCAACAUGGCUCAAGUUGAGAAAGCUGCUGAAGAAGAAGAGGAGGACUGGGGAAGGUGCUUCGUAGCUGAGGCUUGA